GUCCGGCAGAGGCUGACGAUUCAUUGUCACUGGCUUCUUCCUCCUGCCCCCGCCAUGCUGCUGCCCAAAAGCUGGAUGCGUCGGCCACACAUGCUCCCCCUGACAGCGCCCAACCUUUGCUUUACUCCCCUGUUCGCUCCCAGUUCUUGCCACUGCUACUCCCAUCUGAUCUGACUAAAAUCACCGCCCCCCACACUGAUCUGACCGUUCCAUCCAUCCAUCCUCGCAAACCCCAGCAGCUAAUGUAAUCAACCAACCAACCAACCAACCAAAAGCCAGAGAAGAUUUGUUAGAUGAGAGAGAAAAAAAGAAGUUUUUUUUUUCAAAAAAAAAAACAGAAGACUCCAGGAGCACAUGCCGUUAUGCAGUUUCUUACACCAGUGGGCAGGGAUCGAUCAGCAGCCAGCAGGCCUCGCGGGCGGAUCGACCACGGGGGGUGAGCCGCCCGAGCGUCGUUGGGGUCGAUCUGCGCCGUCCGGUUGCGGAUCCGACGGCCAGAUGACGGCGUUCCGGUGGUGGGCACUGGGCACGCGCAUGUGGCGGGCAUGCCCAGCCAAGCCAAAGACAGCAGGCCAGUGCCGAAAACUGCACCAUCUACCACUAUUCUAUAGCCCAACUUUUAUUACUGCAACAUCAUUGAUCAUCCCCAUAGAUAAAUGCAGGCAUGAGGAGGAUUUGAGGACAGGCAUAAAAGGCAAGCCGGAACCAAAAGCCCUCACCCUUUAAUUUGCACCCUCCCCAAAUCUCCCAUCUCCAUUGCCCCUCUCCUCUCUCUCCUCUCUCCUCUCUCACUCCCUCUUCUCCACCCUCCCUUUUCCCAUCCAUGAGGAUCAGGCGGAGGCCACAGGCGUCGUCCCUGCAGCAGGCGGCGGCGGCGGCGGCAUCAGAUCUGGCCGCUUCGUCCACGGCGCCGCAGACCCCGCUGAAUGCCGCCGCGAGGAACCGUGGGUGGCUGCAGUUGGCAGGCGCGGACGAGGAUCGCGAGGCGGCGAAGCUGCUGCAUCUGCAUGCGAGUAGUAGUGCGGAUCUUGUCCUCGGGCAGAAAUCUGGAGUGGCCAGGCGCCUGGCAUUGCCGCCGCAGGACGACGACAAUGUGGUGCUGGAUUGCGCCGGCAGGAGCAGCAUGGCCAUCGGUGGUGGUGGUGCACACCAUGCCGCUGAUGAUGAUGAUGGUCGCAUGAGAUUCAGCGCGGCGAAUGGCCAUGGUGGUGGGGGCUCGGAGCACAAGGACGACGGCGGCGGCGCGACGUGCGCAGGUGGUGUCGGCGGUAGGCACGAGCCGGCUGUGAAGGCGGCGGAGGAACGGGUGACGACGACGAGCAAUGGCUUCGUGCAGCAGCCUGCGGCGUCGGCGCCGCCCGUGGUGGCUGUGGCGGCCGUCAAGGACGAGGGGAAGAAGCAGCAGCAGGCCACCACCAGCAACGGUACCAGCGCCAAGAAGCGGCGCGGCCCGGCAGUGCUGCUGGAGGGUUCGCGGUGCAGCCGCGUGAACGGGCGCGGGUGGCGGUGCAGCCAGCCCACGCUGGUGGGCUACUCGCUCUGCGAGCACCACCUCGGCAAGGGCCGCAUGCGGAGCGCGGCCGCGGCCGCCGCGGCGCGUGGCGGUGGCAACGUCGCCGGGGUAGGCCGGCUCGGGCGCACCGAGCACGGGGCCAGGGUCGCCGCCGCGGUAGGCGGCGUUGUCGCUGCCGCCGUCGCGGCGCCGACGGCCAAGGCCGAGGGCCCGAGCCUUCCGGGCUGCUAGGCGAUGCAGACGCGGAUCGGAACGGCAGGAAUUCUUUGGUUUGGAUCGGUGGUGGUGGUGGCGGAUGGCGGUCGUCGGCGAACGAUCGACGUGAUGCGAAUCGCUCGCCGCGUUUUGUGGGACUUUUGGAUGUCGGCGGUGGCAUGGCGCAGGUGCACGCACAGUGAAGCAACCCCCCGCGGCGUUGGUUGUGGGUCUCCGCUGCUGCUGCCGGGCCAGAAUUAUUGCGGCUGGCUAUAUAUAUGCAGAGAGUUUCGUGCUGCUGUGUAUCAUCGGUGCAACUACGAGGGUGUAAUAUAAAAAAUUGCGGAGGCGCUUGAAAGCGCGAGAAAAUGUAGAGGAACGGAGAACCGCAAGUUGGGUUUCAUUCAACCAAUAAUGCUACGGGCAUACCUUUUCGAAAUUACCCCA
Molecule: messenger RNA, 2155 nt
Organism: Sorghum bicolor (sorghum)
Lineage: Eukaryota; Viridiplantae; Streptophyta; Magnoliopsida; Poales; Poaceae
Exons: 3
Coding region: 824-1744 (306 amino acids)
Source: RefSeq, a predicted model, not a curated record